AUGGUCACGACACUGCCCUCUCGCGCAAAGCCCAGCCAAGCGGGCCAAGGAAUUUCCCUUCGCCCUAGGAGGCCGACUGAUGUACUCGACGUCGCAGUAUGGGGCAGCGGCGAGAACUGCGAACUCGGUCUCGGUCCCCGCAUCACCGAGGCCCCCAAACCCCGUCUCGCGGACAAGUACCUUCACCCCGACACCGUCGGCGUCGUGCAGAUCUCUGCGGGAGGCAUGCACUGCGUCGCCUUGACCCAUGACGGCAAGGUCCUGACGUGGGGUGUCAACGAUGACGGGGCGUUGGGCCGAAUCAAGUCGCCAGAUACCCCUGAAGAAGCCGCCGAGGACCUUUUGGAUCCGUUCGAAAGCACGCCGAGCCAGGUAAAGUUCAAGGACGAAGUCGAGAUCGUGCAGGUCGCGGCGACCAACAGCGCGUGUUUCGCUCUGACGGCCGAAGGAACAGUAUACGGCUGGGGGAGCUUUGCUGGAGGAGACGGCAACUUUGGCUUCCUCCACGACAAGCCGCCCAAAACUACAGAGCUACUACCUGUGCGCAUCCCUGGCCUCGAAAACAUCAUUGAGCUGGCCGGUGGCGCAAACCACGUCCUCGCUUUGACCAACGACGGCAACGUCUUUGCGUGGGGCUCGGGGGAGCAGAACGAGCUGGGAAGACGCAUCUUGGAGCGUCGCCGCUUCGAAACCCUGAUCCCUCAGCGCAUAGGCAUGCCCAAAAACAAAACGGCCAAGAUCUUUGCGGGAUCGCAUCACAGCUUCGCCAUCGAUACCAACGGCAAGGUCUGGGCUUUCGGGCUGAACAACUUUGGCCAAUGCGGCAUACCGACACGAGAGAUUACCGGCUUCACGACCAUCAUAUCGCCGACCAUCGUCAAGAGCCUGAACGGAUACGACAUCCACCAUAUCGCAUGUGGUCUCCAUCACUCCAUUGCUUGCACAAAGAGUGGGAAAGUAUUGUCGUGGGGUCGAUGUGAUGACGGCCAGAUGGGUAUCAACCUUGACAAGGUGCCCAAAGAGCACAUCAUCUUCGACUCCCGGGGACGUCCUAGAGUCCUGAACGUCCCAACCGAAGUGCCCAUACCUGGUAGGUAUCUUGCAAGUCCGGCUCAAAACCUCCAACAUACUGAACAGAGUCCAGGCACUGGAGCCAUCUUCGUUGCGGCCGGAAUCGACAACUGCUUCGUGGUUGCGGCGCAGCUGUACGCUUGGGGAUUUUCUGCCAGUUAUAAUACCGGUCUGAAGACCACCGAGACAGUCGAGUCCCCGACCGCGGUGCCUUGCUCUUAUGUAAACCUGGCGUCCGUUUACGCUGGAGGCCAGUUUGGCAUCGCAUCUGGGCCCACUCCCUCCCUUCACACGAUGAGGAAAUUAAGGUCAGACGCCUUGAGCUUCUGGACCCAGGUCCGCUCCGUCAGCGUGUGCGGGUCCACGGACUUCUCGAGGCUCCAGAUGGUCUGCAGUGUGUCCAUGGCGGUCAUGAUGAAGCCCCAGGGAGUCGCAAUCAUGAGUCUUUUGAGGCGAUCGAGGAUCCAUUUCCGUCUUUCGGGGUCGGAAGUCCCCGCACCGGCAAUGAACGUCGGCCAACAGGUGGCCUUGAAGUUGGGGUCCUCAUCGUGGAUACAGGAGAGGUGGUAG
Molecule: messenger RNA, 1641 nt
Organism: Colletotrichum spaethianum
Lineage: Eukaryota; Fungi; Ascomycota; Sordariomycetes; Glomerellales; Glomerellaceae
Product: protein pim1
Exons: 4
Coding region: 1-1641 (546 amino acids)
Cellular component (GO): cytoplasm
Molecular function (GO): guanyl-nucleotide exchange factor activity
Source: RefSeq, a predicted model, not a curated record